Molecule: messenger RNA, 1352 nt
Organism: Chenopodium quinoa (quinoa)
Lineage: Eukaryota; Viridiplantae; Streptophyta; Magnoliopsida; Caryophyllales; Amaranthaceae
Product: probable F-box protein At4g22030
Exons: 1
Coding region: 93-1340 (415 amino acids)
Source: RefSeq, a predicted model, not a curated record
UUCAAUCAUAUUCGCCAUUCAUCAACAAAUUAAACAACCAAAAAAACAUAGAGAAAACCAAGAUUAAUAUUCAAUUUUAAGACUUUUUAAACAUGAUUUCUUUACAAACAUCCUCAAAAACUUUUGUUACAUCAAACAAAUUCACCAUAAAAAGUGCAAUUAUUGGUUCAAAAUACUUAAGGUACCCCAAAAUAACAGUCCCAAAACUACCAAAUCAAGCGCAAAAACAAAUAUUCAUCGAUGAUUUUAACAAGCUUACAAACCUUCCUCUAAGAGAAGCGAAACCAAUUACCACCACAACCACGAAAAACACGAAAGAAGCUAUCAAAUUGUACACAAUCUUAGAAGCUGUUAAUGAUAGGAUUGAAAUGCAUCAAAACAUCGGAAACCAACGUGAGAAUUGGAACUCAUUGCUGUUAAACUCGGUUAACAUGAUCACCUUAACCGCGGUUACAAUGGCCGGUCUAGCCGAGGCUAGUGGGCCUAAUGGGUUAGGGUUAAAGGUGUCUUCAGCCUUACUCUUUGCUGCAGGCACCGGUAUCCUUUUAAUAAUGAACAAGAUUCAACCUUCUCAGUUGGUAGAAGAGCAAAGAAACGCGGUAAGGUUGUUCAAGAGGCUUCAAAAUAACAUCCAAACUACUCUUUCUAUUCGAUCACCAACUCAGGAAGACGUCGAGGAGGCCAUGGAGAGGGUGUUAGCCUUGGAUAGAGCGUACCCUUUGCCUCUCCUAGGCGCCAUGCUCGAUAAGUACCCCGAGAGUUUAGAGCCUGCUAUAUGGUGGCCAUCUAAGAAACAAUCAACUUCAUCACUAAAACACAAUUCUUCUAAAGGUAAUGAUGAGCAGAAUGGAUGGACUAGGGAAUUGGAGGAUGAUAUACGAGAAAUCGUAGGCGUGACAAAGAACAAAGAUGUUGAGGAUUAUGUUAGGUUAGGUAACAAGGCGUUGAAGUUGAGUAAAAUGUUAGCUGUCUCGGGUCCACUUUUGAGCGGUGUUGCAGCCGUGGGAGCUGCUUGUUUAGGCCAUGGUGGACCGUGGGGAGGAAUCGUGGCGGGUGUAGCGGGGUCUAUGGCUGUUGCAGUGAAUACUAUAGAGCAUGGUGGGCAAGUAGGAAUGGUGUUUGAAAUGUACAGAAAUUGUGCUGGUUUUUUUAAGCUCUUGGAAGAGACUGUAGAGUCUACCUUAGAAGAAAGGGACUUACAAAAGAGAGAAAAUGGUGAAGUUUUCGAGUUGAAGAUGGCUUUGCAUUUAGGUCGGAGCUUGUCUGAACUCAGGGAAUUCGCCAGUAAAUCAAGAAGAAAUGGAGGUUCUGUUGAUGAGUUUGCAAGCAAGCUAUUUUAAUCAUUUAGUUGU